CGUCGGCUGUUCGAGAAGGGAACAGAGCGAGAGAGAAAUGGGAUCUAGAGAUAGGGACCAACGACAUCGUAUCACCAGCCACUCAUAAGUAGCCUUGUUGUAGGGCCUUUGGCAAGCGACGGAGCUGAUGGUGGUGCAGGCGGAGGACGAGGCCGUGGUGGUGGUGGUGGUGGUGAUUAUGAACCUGGAGAGGUCCGGCGUGAGCCACAUCCGUAUUCUCGCGCUGAUCGAUACAAAGAUGAACCUGGAUAUAGAAUUCGUGCAGGUUCAAGUUCUCCAAUACGUCGUAGGGAUGCAGAUCACCAAUAUGGUUCCAAUUUUGAUCGCUCAGGUGGUUCAUCAAGAAGCCGUGAUUUUGGUAAUGGUAGGGAUCCUGGCAGAUAUCGAGGCUCUUCACCUCCUUAUAUUCGGGACCAGGUGGUGCCAGGCAGCGUAGCAGCAGAGAUG
Messenger RNA from Hibiscus syriacus, 447 nucleotides. RefSeq lists its product as uncharacterized. The transcript is spliced from 2 exons. The record is from RefSeq and is a predicted model, not a curated record. NCBI's taxonomy places the organism in Eukaryota, Viridiplantae, Streptophyta, Magnoliopsida, Malvales, Malvaceae. The coding region runs from base 128 to 436 and encodes 102 amino acids.